Rhineura floridana is the source of this 2261-nucleotide messenger RNA. It is a transcript of the gene CAPN9, whose product is annotated as calpain 9. The transcript has 20 exons. NCBI's taxonomy places the organism in Eukaryota, Metazoa, Chordata, Lepidosauria, Squamata, Rhineuridae. The record is from RefSeq and is a predicted model, not a curated record. Gene Ontology annotation, molecular function: calcium ion binding; calcium-dependent cysteine-type endopeptidase activity. Gene Ontology annotation, biological process: proteolysis. Gene Ontology annotation, cellular component: cytoplasm. Bases 1 to 2073 code for a protein of 690 amino acids.
AUGCCUUACACUUACCGGGACUCAAGCCCACGGGCUCCCCCUGCUCCCCAGACUGCUCGUGCCACGCACUCGACGGGUCAGACAUACAAGGAGCUGAAGCUUGAAUGCCAGCAAAAGGGGACACUCUUUGAGGAUUGCGACUUCCCAGCCAAUGACUCUUCCCUCUUCUACAGUGAGAAGCCUCCCAUCCCCUUUGUGUGGAAAAGGCCUGGGGAAAUCGUUAAAGACCCACAGUUUAUUCUUGGAGGCGCCACAAGAACUGACAUUUGUCAAGGGGAUCUUGGUGACUGUUGGCUAUUAGCAGCUAUAGCUUCUCUUACUCUUAAUGAAAACACGUUAACCAGAGUAAUGCCACCAGAUCAGGAUUUUGGACCAGGCUAUGCUGGAAUAUUUCAUUUUCAGUUUUGGCAACACAAUGAGUGGCUGGAUAUUGUUAUUGAUGACCGAUUGCCCACUUUCAAAGACCGUUUGGUUUUUCUGCACUCUGCUGAUCACAAUGAAUUCUGGAGCGCAUUAUUGGAAAAAGCCUAUGCCAAGUUGAAUGGAAGUUAUGAAGCUUUAAAAGGUGGAAGCACAAUUGAAGCAAUGGAAGAUUUCACAGGAGGAGUUGGAGAAAUGUAUGAAAUUAAAAAGGCGCCAGAAAACUUCUAUGAAAUCUUGAAAAAAGCUCUGAAACGAGGCUCAAUGGUGGGCUGUUCUAUUGAUAUUAGCAGUGCAGCUGAGUCAGAAGCUCGGACCCCCUACGGUCUUAUAAAGGGUCAUGCCUACUCAGUAACUGGUAUUGAUGAGGUUAACUACCAAGGCCGGAAUGUGAAGCUCAUUCGAGUUAGGAACCCAUGGGGUCAAGUGGAGUGGAAUGGUGCUUGGAGUGACAAUGCCCCUGAAUGGCGUUCCAUCAACCCAUCUGAGAAAAGACGUUUGUAUCAGACAGCACUAGAUGAUGGAGAGUUCUGGAUGAAGUUUGAUGAUUUCCAAUCCCGUUUUGACAAAGUUGAGAUCUGCAACCUCACACCUGAUGCUCUUGAGGAUAAUGCUACUCAUAAAUGGGAGGUGACAGUCCACCAAGGCAGCUGGGUCAGGGGCGCCACUGCUGGAGGGUGCAGAAACUUCAUAGAAACAUUUUGGACAAAUCCACAGAUCAAGCUCCAGCUGACAGAAAAAGAUCAUGGUGAAGAUGAUUGCACAUUUAUAGCAGCUCUAAUGCAAAAAGACCGCCGUAAACUCAAGAAACUGGGAGCUCAAAUGCUAACAAUAGGAUUUGCUAUCUAUGAGAGCCCCAGGCAAGAUGAACACUUGACAAAGGAUUUUUUCCGCUACCAUCCGUCCAAGGCCAGGAGCAAGACUUACAUAAACGUAAGGGAAGUCUCUGACCGAUUUGCACUACCUCCUGGGGAUUACAUUGUUAUGCCUACCACAUUUGAACCACAUCAGGAGGCUGAUUUCUGCCUGAGAAUUUUUUCUGAGAAAAAAGCUAUCACUAAGGAGAUGGAUGGAAAUGUCAAUGUUGAUCUGCCAGAGCUUCCUGAACCAUCAUCACCCCAACAAGAAACGGAAGAAGAGGAGCAAUUCCGGACAUUAUUCAAACAGAUUGCAGGACAGGACAUGGAGAUCAGUGCAGAGGAACUCGAAUAUGUUUUGAAUGCUGUAUUGAAAAAAACAAACAACAUCAAAUUCAAGAAAAUAAGCCUCCUUUCAUGUAGAAACAUCAUUUCCCUAAUGGAUUCCACUGGGAAUGGAAAACUGGAAUUUAACGAGUUCAAAAUUUUCUGGGACAAACUGAAAAAGUGGAUCGGCAUCUACCUUCAUUUUGAUUCUGAUCAGUCUGGCACAAUGUCUUCUUAUGAACUUCGUCUUGCUUUAAAAGCAGCAGGGUUUCAGCUCAAUAAUUAUCUACUGCAGUUGAUAGUUCUUAGAUACUCUGAUGAUCAAUACCAGAUUGAAUUUGAUGACUUCUUAAACUGCCUCAUUCGCUUGGAAAAUGCAAGUCGUGUGUUCCAAGCAUUAAGUGCAAAAAACAGAGACUUCAUUAACCUGAAUAUAACUGACUUUAUCAACUUGACAAUGAACAUCUGAAGACAUCCAGCCUGGGUUUUAGCCAGCCCUCAAAGUGCCUCUCAAUUCCAGCUUGGAGUGUUUCCCCCAUGAUCGAAAACAACACAGAAUUCUUGUAUCUUCCGACUUUCGUAUAUUCACCUGAUCCCAGCAGUAUAAGAAUGUGGUUUGUUUGUUUUUUAAAACCAAAAUAUAUAGAUAAAUAUUUA